AAAAAAUGUUUCGAUGAACAAUACAAUAUUUCAAAAUGGCGAUUGAAACGAAUAAGCUUUUGUUGUCUACACAGCAGGAAAAACCAAAUCAUUAUACUUACCUGAAAGAAUUUCGCGUUGAGCAAUGUCAAUCGUUUCUACAACACAAAUGUAAUCAACAUCGUCCUUUUGUAUGCUUCAAUUGGCAUUUUCAGAAUCAGAGACGCCGAAGACCAAUACGGAAACGGGAUGGUACUUUUAAUUAUAGUGCCGACAAUUACUGUACAAAAUAUGAUGAGACAACAGGAAUAUGCCCAGAUGGAGAUGAAUGUCCAUUUCUGCAUCGUACAGCUGGUGAUACGGAAAGACGUUACCAUUUACGUUACUAUAAAACCUGCAUGUGCGUGCAUGACACGGAUAGUCGUGGAUAUUGUGUAAAAAAUGGUCAUCAUUGCGCGUUCGCUCACGGUGCCCAAGACCAACGUCCACCCGUUUAUGAUAUUAAGGAAUUAGAAGCUUUGCAAAAUGCAGAAUUAACCUUAGAUGGAGCGAACGCUCAAAACGCUUUGGAUAGAGAGCGUAAUUUAAUGAAUGAAGAUCCCAAAUGGCAGGAUACUAAUUACGUUUUGGCUAAUUACAAAACUGAGCCUUGCAAGCGGCCACCCCGUUUGUGUCGUCAAGGUUACGCUUGUCCGCAGUACCAUAAUAGUAAGGAUAAAAGACGAAGUCCUCGGAAAGUAAAGUAUAGGUCUACCCCUUGUCCAAAUGUUAAACACGGCGAAGAAUGGGGAGAGCCAAGUAAUUGCGAGUCUGGUGAUAAUUGUCAAUAUUGUCAUACGCGUACUGAACAGCAGUUUCAUCCGGAAAUUUAUAAAUCGACAAAAUGUAACGAUGUGCAACAAGCUGGCUAUUGUCCCCGUAGUGUGUUCUGUGCUUUCGCACAUGUCGAACCCUACAUUGUCACUGAGGAAAAGCCGCGGGAAGUAGAUGGAAUUUCAACAAAUUUAGCUUUAAGUGAUCUCAUAACGAAUGCAUUGCCAGACAUCAAUUCCCAAGAUACUAGUAACAAGUCGGGAUUGAUAGCUAUUAGCGAGAAUCUAUUAAAUAUCGACGACAAUGAAUCUACGAAAAGUAUGUUGGUAAAUACUCUAGAAAAGUCUGCUAAUCAGGGAAAAUAUUUAAAUUUCUCUUUGCCCAUGGAUAGGCUUUCUUGUACGAUUGACGAGCAGCGUGACAAUAGUUUAUCGGCAAGUUUAGCGAAUAGUAGUCUUAUUACUCGCACUUCGGCUCCUAUUAACAUUCCGAAUCCUGCUCUUAAUAACUCAAUAAACGACUUUAGUUCUGGAAACUUUGCCGUGAACAUUCCAUACAGUCCAAACAAUCAUGCGAGCCUCUUCAGUGUUCAGGAUGCUUUUAAUUAUGGUUGCUCCACUACAAACAAAUUUAGCAAUUCUUUGACGGCUACUAAUCAAAAUGAUUGCAGUAAUAAUUUCUUUUUCUCUUCGCAUGUCAUAUCACCCGGUUUUAAUGACAGCUUACCGAUUAGUCCUUCCGUAAGAAUAUCAGAAUUAAAUGCAUUGGCUGAUGACUUAAAUAGCAGUUCUGCUGGGAAUAAUUUAACUACAAAUAAGAAUGCAUUUUCAUUGCAAUCGCUUCAUACACAAAAUAGUAGCGAUGUGGGUCGUUUAACAAUUGAAUUAAUGACUAAAAAUGCUCAGAUUUUAAAAUUAUCUGGCCGUAUAGAAGAUAUAACCCGUAAGUUAAAUUUAGCUAAACAAGAAGUAUUAGAUUGGAAGGAACGUUACGAGUCCGCACAAAUUCAAUUGAAUUUAUCAUCAGAAUUACGUAAUUUAUCAAUUCAAAAAUUAAAGCAAUUACAGGCAAAACUGCGUUUGGAUUUAGAAGAUGUGGAGAAAGUUUUAUAUUUGGAAAAUGCAAAAAAAUGUAUGAAAUGUGAAGAGAAUAAUCGUACGGUAACUUUAGAGCCAUGCAAUCAUUUCAUAUUAUGCGAUACGUGUGCAACAACAAUUACGGAAUGCCCAUAUUGUCAGGUGCCCGUUGUAACUACACACACUUGAAACAUUCUAAAUCGACGGCGAACGUAUAUUAGUAUUAACAAAUUGUUAAAAUUGUAACUAUUACACUAAUUGUGUACAAAGCGAAUUGAGAAAAGAAACCACCAUAACUUAAGACACAAUGUGCAUAUAUUUACGUAAAUUUUUAGAAUGAAAAAAAUUUAUGAAAGUAAUAUAAAAUAAUUAAUUAAAAUUAAUUUAGUA
This is a messenger RNA of Glossina fuscipes, 2258 nucleotides long. It is a transcript of the gene unk, whose product is annotated as RING finger protein unkempt. The record is from RefSeq and is a predicted model, not a curated record. The coding region runs from base 36 to 2057 and encodes 673 amino acids. Gene Ontology annotation, molecular function: metal ion binding. NCBI's taxonomy places the organism in Eukaryota, Metazoa, Arthropoda, Insecta, Diptera, Glossinidae. The transcript is spliced from 10 exons.